This is a messenger RNA of Trichechus manatus latirostris (Florida manatee), 2922 nucleotides long. It is a transcript of the gene MTIF2, whose product is annotated as mitochondrial translational initiation factor 2. The transcript has 14 exons. Lineage: Eukaryota; Metazoa; Chordata; Mammalia; Sirenia; Trichechidae. Gene Ontology annotation, biological process: translational initiation. The record is from RefSeq and is a predicted model, not a curated record. Gene Ontology annotation, cellular component: cytoplasm. Gene Ontology annotation, molecular function: translation initiation factor activity; GTP binding; GTPase activity. The coding region runs from base 232 to 2274 and encodes 680 amino acids.
ACCGUUUGGGGGACGGACUGGCGAGCCGACAGUUGUCCGGAAGGUGAUCUCUGCCCGGCCUCGGAUUUGACACGCCUGGGGGCGUUAUGUAGGAGCUAAAGAUCAGAAAAAUGAGCUCCAUAGGAAAUAAGUGACUCACUCGAUGGAGAUAACACAAGCAGGCGUAUGUCAGAGUGGGGACUCCAACCAGAGUCCUUUUGUGCCUAGUCAGUGGUUUUUAACAGGAGAGACAUGUACCGGAAGAUGCUAAAGUUGAAGAGCCUGCUGCGCCUCCACACUGUUUGCAGGCAGCUGCACGGCCUGGCCGCAGGAAGAACAUUAGUGCAGCAGAGGCAUGUGUCCUCAUCUGGUUACCCCGCGUGGAUGGCGCCGCUGCACACCCGGCCCUGGCAAACCGACGCGCUCAUCCGGGCUGCUUUAUCUCAGCGUAGGCCUCUAGUAACAAAGAAGGAGGGAAGACCGUGGAAAUCUCAGUUAUCUUUGACAAAAUCUAAAAAGGAGGUGGAGGUGUGGAUUGGAAUGACUGCUGAGGAGCUGGCCAGGGCAAUGGGAAAAGACCUAGAUUGUGUACAUGAAGCUUUACUGAAUACUGAUAUCAACAUAAAUUCACUAGAAGAAAACCCACAGUUAGAGGAAGUCUGCAUCAAAGAAGUGAUAAAGAAGGCAGGGAUGAAGUUAAAAUGGAGCAAAUUAAAACAGGACAAAGUCAGAGCAAAUAAAGAUGCAGUUAGAAGGCCCCAGGCAGAUCCAGCUUUAUUAACCCCAAGGUCCCCGGUUGUUACCAUAAUGGGCCAUGUUGAUCAUGGGAAAACGACGGUACUUGACAAGCUGCGAAAAACUCAAGUGGCAGCCAUGGAAGCUGGAGGCAUCACUCAGCAUAUUGGUGCCUUUCUUGUUUCUCUGCCUUCUGGGGAGAAGAUCACCUUUCUCGAUACUCCGGGACACGCUGCCUUCUCAGCAAUGAGAGCCAGGGGUGCUCAGGUCACCGACAUUGUCAUCCUGGUUGUGGCAGCCGAUGACGGAGUGAUGAAGCAGACGGUGGAAUCUAUUCAGCAUGCCAGAGACGCUCAAGUUCCUAUCGUCCUUGCCAUAAACAAAUGUGACAAAGCUGAGGCUGAUCCUGAAAAAGUGAAAAAGGAGCUGCUGGCUUACGACGUGGUGUGUGAGGAUUAUGGAGGCGACGUUCAAGCAGUGCACAUCUCGGCUCUUACGGGCAACAAUCUGAUGGCCUUGGCAGAAGCAACAAUUGCUCUGGCAGAGAUGUUAGAAUUGAAAGCAGACGCCACUGGUCCAGUGGAAGGAACAGUAAUAGAGUCUUUCACAGAUAAAGGAAAAGGUCCUGUUACUACAGCCAUCAUUCAACGAGGAACUUUGAAAAAAGGCUCCAUUCUGGUUGCUGGAAAGUGUUGGGCAAAAGUACGCUUAAUGUUUGAUGAAAAUGGCAACACAGUCAGUGAGGCCUGUCCCAGCAUGCCGGUGGGAAUUACAGGCUGGAGGGACCUUCCUUCGGCAGGAGAUGAAAUUCUUGAAGUAGAAUCUGAGACAAGGGCGUGUGAAGUUGUCGACUGGAGGAAGUACGAGCAAGAACAGGCGAGAAAUAAAGACCAUCUGAAAAUAAUAGAAGAAAAGCGAAAGGAACACCAGGAAGCGCAUCGCAAAGACCGUGAGAAGUAUGGCAGUUUGCACUGGAAGGAGAGGUCGUUGUUAAAGUACCAGCUAAAAAAAGAACAGAAACCCUUAAAGCCGAAGGAGAAAGCAGAAAGAGAUUCCAACGCACUUCCUGUAAUUAUUAAAGGCGAUGUUGAUGGUUCCGUUGAGGCCAUUCUGGACAUUAUGGAUACCUACGAUGCUUCACACGAGUGUAAACUAGAAUUAGUACAUUUCGGAGUGGGCGAUGUUAGUGAAAAUGACGUUAACCUUGCCGAAACGUUUGGUGGCAUCAUAUAUGGCUUCAAUGUGACUGCAGGCAAUGUUAUCCAGCAGUCAGCUGCAAAAAAACGAGUAAAGAUUAAACUUCACAAAGUCAUUUACCGUCUUAUUGAAGAUUUGCAGGAAGAACUGAGCAGCAGACUGCCCUGCACUGUGGAGGAACACCCCGUAGGUUCAUUAACCUCACUGAAACAUCAUAAGGAUGAUGUUUCAGUCAUCAAAACUGGAAUGGAUUGUGGUCUCAGUGUGGAUGAAGAAAACAUAGAAUUUAAAGUGGGAGAUGAGAUGGUCUGUUAUGAAGAAAAAGAAGUUCUAGUCAAGACUUCUUGGGAUCCAGGAUUUUAAAAUUACAUUAAAAAAAAAAAGUGAAUGACUUAACGCCUUGCUUUGUUACAAAGCAACUAGUUUUGCUUUACUGAAGGUAAGCAUUCAAGAUACGGCACUACUCGUCAGAAGUAUUCAAGUUGUACCAAGUGUUAAUGUGCACUAGAAAAUACUGUCAGGGCUCCAGAAACUGACUUUAUUUAAGGAUGCCUCCAGCUAGGAUUCCUGAAGCGCAACAACAGCAGUGUAAUAAAAGGGAUUAUAAAUCACUGGUGUACCACUGAAUGCAAUGAUCAGGAUUUAACAGACAUCUUCCCAGUGUAUGCUUUACUUAGAAGCAGUAUUCAGAGUCAGUGCUACUUGAGUUUCAUGGGCAAAACGUUGUUAGGUGCUGUCGAGUCCAUUUUUGACUCACAGUGACCCAAUGUGACAGAGUAGGAUUGCCCCAUAGGGUUUUCUAGGCCUUACUCUUUAUGGAAGCAGAUCCCCAGGUCUUUUCUGGAGCCACUGGGUGGGGUUCACACCACCAGCCUUUGGUUAACUGCUGAACGCUUAACUGUUGCAAUAACAGGGUUCCUUGGGCAAAACAAAAAAAUCUCAUUGUUCCCACUCAUCCCUAUAGGAUAGAGUAUAACUGCCCCAUAGGGUUUCCAAGGCUGUAAUCUUUAC